AACCAAAUAAGCAAAAGGUUAAACGAAGAAAAAGAAAAAGGAAAGUAUACGGGCUAAUAUAUUGGGUCAAGGAAGAGAGAGAGAGAGAGAGAGAGAGAUGGCGAUGAGAGAAAGAGCAGUGGCGACGCUGCCGAAACUAAUUCGGAGCCUUCGGAAGGAGCCUCCGAAACCCACUUUCCAAAAAAGGCUUCCCUCCCUCAGGCGCGCCUUUUCCCUCUACGACCAGAUCAAUCUCAUCGACAACGUUCCCGAAGACCAGCUUCGCUUCCAAGGGUAUACGGAAACGGGGUUCACAGUGAAUGGAGUGGACUACGAAGGAAGCUUGCUCUGUGUUGGGAAUUUGCUCAUGUCUUGGGCUCCUAAGAAAUUCUCUGAUAUCACUCCUGAUAGUUUAUCCAUGUUCCAAAUUGUGCGACCUAUACCAGAGAUUUUGAUUCUUGGCUGUGGGAGGCACAUUGAACCAGUAAAUCCUGAACUACGAAGCUUUGUUCGGUCCACUGGAAUGAAAUUAGAAGCUCUUGACUCAAGAAAUGCUGUGUCAACUUACAACAUACUGAAUGAGGAAGGUAGGAUCGUGGCUGCAGCAGUUAUACCAUAUGGAGUUUCCUCAUGAUGCACCCUGAAUUUCCAUUGCGGCCUUAUCAUAACAUUUAAUUGUCUUCAUCAACUGUGAACAUACUUGACCUUGAGUCGCGGAAAAAAUAGAUUUAUAAUGUAACUAGUGAAAUGAUUUGAGAGCUAGGUAGAUGUUUUCCAUUUUCUGUAAUUAAUGUGGUAUUUUGCUAUCUUAUGCAUUUGAUAAACCGUGCACGGGGAAGCCUUUCCAUUUUCCAUAUGGUAAACUGUAGGGAGGAUUGAACAAGCAUUUGGAUGCUUUGUAGAACUAUUUUGUAUGUCAUUGAUGAAUAAGCAUUUAUAUAUGUGGACACAUAUGUUAAGCGGCUUUUUGUGAAAGUUGGUCA
Ziziphus jujuba (common jujube) is the source of this 962-nucleotide messenger RNA. RefSeq lists its product as uncharacterized. Gene Ontology annotation, cellular component: mitochondrial inner membrane. Lineage: Eukaryota; Viridiplantae; Streptophyta; Magnoliopsida; Rosales; Rhamnaceae. The transcript is spliced from 5 exons. The record is from RefSeq and is a predicted model, not a curated record. Gene Ontology annotation, biological process: mitochondrial respiratory chain complex I assembly. Bases 98 to 613 code for a protein of 171 amino acids.